Molecule: messenger RNA, 2124 nt
Organism: Sander lucioperca (pikeperch)
Lineage: Eukaryota; Metazoa; Chordata; Actinopteri; Perciformes; Percidae
Gene: atl3
Product: atlastin 3
Exons: 14
Coding region: 230-1768 (512 amino acids)
Biological process (GO): endoplasmic reticulum organization; protein homooligomerization
Molecular function (GO): GTP binding; GTPase activity
Source: RefSeq, a predicted model, not a curated record
GCGUAGUUCGUAGACAGACUAAAGUACAAGCAAGGAAACCACACCAAAACUACAUUUCCCAGACGACGUUGCGCAGGCUGAAGACGGAAGUGUGUGAGUUUCGUGGAGGAAAAGAAGUUCUCGUAGUUGUUUUCAUGCCAGUGUAAAAAGUCACACUUUAGUCGUUUCUCGGGUCUUGAGAUUGUGUUGAAGCUGUUUGAAGACACCAAAGUUCACAGGGACCAGUACCAUGAUGGGGACUAAACCAGGCCCAGUACAGAUCGUCACAGUGUGUAAGGAGGAACACUCCUUUGCUUUGGACACCGAGGCUUUGACUCGGGUUCUACUGGCUCCUGAGGUCCGAGACAAACACGUGGUCGUGCUGUCGGUGGCAGGAGCCUUCAGAAAGGGCAAGAGCUUCCUGCUUGAUUUCAUGCUCCGCUACAUGUACAGAAAGGAUGAUGAAAACUGGCUGGGUGAGGAUGAUGAGCCGCUGACUGGAUUUUCUUGGAGAGGGGGUUCAGAACCAGAGACAACAGGCAUCCAGCUGUGGAGUGAAGUUUUCCUCAUCAAAAAGAGUGAUGGAACAGAGGUGGCAGUAGUGUUGAUGGAUACUCAGGGUGCCUUUGAUAACCAGUCCACCGUGAAGGACUGUGCCACCAUCUUUGCCCUCAGCACCAUGACCAGCUCAAUACAGAUCUACAAUCUGUCACAGAACAUACAAGAGGACGAUCUGCAGCAGCUACAGCUGUUCACGGAGUAUGGUCGUCUUGCCAUGGAUGAGAUCUUUCUGAAGCCCUUCCAGUCUUUGAUGUUCCUAAUCAGAGACUGGAGCUUCCCCUAUGAAUAUGACUACGGUUUUAAAGGAGGCAAUAAAUUCCUGGAUAAACGGUUACAGGUGAACGAGUCCCAACAUGAGGAGCUGCAAACAGUGAGGGAUCACAUCCAUUCAUGCUUCACCAGCAUUUCCUGCUUCUUGUUACCUCACCCUGGGUUGAAGGUUGCCACCAGCCCCGUUUUUAAGGGACAACUUAAUGUGGUUGCCCCGGAGUUCAAAGAGGAGCUGAAGAGCCUGAUCCCCAAACUGCUGCAUCCCAAUCGUCUGGCUGAGAAAGAAAUAAAUGGAAACAAAGUCACUUGCCGGGGCCUGCUUGAGUUCUUCAAGGCUUACAUCAAGAUUUACCAGGGAGAAGACUUGCCACAGCCAAAGACUAUGCUCAUGGCUACAGCAGAGGCCAAUAACCUGGCAGCCGUGGCAACAGCCAAAGAUCAGUAUCACAAGAACAUGGAGAAGGUGUGUGGGGGAGACUUGCCCUACGUGGCUCCUGACUCUCUGGAGGAAAAGCACCACUUCUACAGCCGAGAGGCUCUUCACAACUUCUCUUCGACCAAGAAGAUGGGCGGACAAGAGUUCUGUCACCGUUACCAAGCACAGCUGGAAAAGGAGCUGGAGGAAAUGUGGCAUUCCCUCAGCAAGCACAAUGCGUCAAAAAAUCUCUUCAGUGCCUUCCGGACACCUGCAGUGCUGUUUGUCCUGGUGUGCCUCCUCUACGUGCUGUCAGGUGUGUUGCUCUUCGUUGGCCUGGCUACCUUCGCCUUGGUGUGUGACUGUACACUGGGUGUGGUUAUGAUGUCGAUGCUGACGUGGGCCUUCAUCCGCUACUCUGGUCGGUACCGGACUGUAGGGGGAGCUAUCGACCAGGCUGCAGGUGUCGUCCUAGAGCAGGCCACCGUGGUGUUGAACAAGUCGAGAGGUACAGGCACCAGUAGCCUGAAGAAAUCCAGUUAGAGGACCUCUGGACCUUCAUAAUCUCAAUGCAAUGCUACCAGCACACAACACAAGCACACAUUCAGCACUAAAGCCUUAUCAUGCAACCCAUUGGAACAAACACGCAGCUCAACCACAUCGGCACAGGGUACAAACACAAUGCCAAUUCACCAGCAUCUUUAUUAUGCACAUUACUCUGCCUAUUAUAAGUCCAGGCUUAUAUAAAGGUGACUGGAUUCACUGGUGGCAAUAGCAGGGAGUUAAACCAUCCAAAUCCCUCUUAUUGACACUUUGUCUUGAAUUGACACUGCCAUCAUUUUACAAGUUUACAAUUGGUCUUAAUAGACAAGUCGAUGUUUACCUUUAAACUGUAUAUU